This is a messenger RNA of Alternaria incomplexa, 225 nucleotides long. RefSeq lists its product as uncharacterized. The coding region runs from base 1 to 225 and encodes 74 amino acids. The record is from RefSeq and is a predicted model, not a curated record. Lineage: Eukaryota; Fungi; Ascomycota; Dothideomycetes; Pleosporales; Pleosporaceae. The transcript is spliced from 2 exons.
AUGUGGAUUCAAUACAUAAUUAACCCUCACGAGACCAGCCGGGGCACCGACUAUCACAUCAGCUUUUCAGCCAGAGGACUGCCGACGGAGACCCGAAAAGUACCGUUUGAACAGAUAACAAAGCAUAUGCGCAUCUGGAACAGAUGGGUAAAGGCCGACUCUGCCGAUCGCGAGAAGGAUUACAAGAAUAAGUUUGGCCGUUACCUGAAGGCCAAGCUGAAGUAA